Mucor mucedo is the source of this 1220-nucleotide messenger RNA. Its product is annotated as UEV domain-containing protein. NCBI's taxonomy places the organism in Eukaryota, Fungi, Mucoromycota, Mucoromycetes, Mucorales, Mucoraceae. The record is from RefSeq and is a predicted model, not a curated record. The transcript is spliced from 4 exons. Gene Ontology annotation, molecular function: ubiquitin binding. Bases 231 to 917 code for a protein of 228 amino acids. Gene Ontology annotation, biological process: endosome to lysosome transport; protein modification process; protein transport. Gene Ontology annotation, cellular component: ESCRT I complex.
GAUAAACUAAGCUGAAGUAUCACCAUGCAAUCAGAGGUGACAGCCCAUCUUGAAUGCAUGCCUUCUCAAUAAGAACUGUCUCUAAAGAACUAACCAUUGCAAGUUGCAAAAACCAUUUAAUGACAUCAUCCUUGUUGUUGCAGAGCGGGCAUAGAAAAAAUAAAUGCUUCAAGCAAAAAUGAUAUAGAGAAAGACAUACCCAGCUUUUCCUAUCUCUCUCGUUUUUAUUUAUGGACAUCAAAAGUUGGUUACGUACAGUCUUACAAAACUACCAAGACCCUGAUCGAACAUUUCGAGAUGUGGAUGCAGUUCUUCAAACAUAUCUAUCUUUAAAGCCAAAGAUGGACACAUACACUUCCAAUGAUGGUCAUACGCAAUUGCUAUUAUGCUUGCAUGGAACUAUCCCAAUCACAUAUCGUUCAAUUCCUUACAAUAUCCCGGUGGCUUUCUGGAUUCCAAAGGAAUACCCUAAAAGCUCACCCAUUCCUUACGUUAAGCCUACGGCUAAUAUGCUAAUUAGAGAAGGGAGACACGUUGAUAUAAGUGGUAUGUGCUACCACCACUACCGAUCCAGCUGGCCAAAUGAUCAGAAUCAUACAUUUCUUGAACUUGUGGCUAUUCUACAACAAGUCUUUGCGCUUGAACCUCCAGUAUAUACCAAACCUACAAAUAUCACCACCAGUACGGGAUCACCACAAAUUCAAGAGUCUAUUUUGGACAGAGUUUCACCUCAACAGAGGCAGUCUAUGCCAUUAAACAGUCAGAGCCCGGCUCUGUCCCAAACAUCACCAGAAAUGCCAAGGUGGAUGGGGGAAAGUACGGCCUUGUAUAAUAUGAACCAGGGAUUAGCAGUAAGCAACCUUGCAUCUCGUUCAUUUUAUAGCAUAUUUGAACGAAUAUUUCUUUUUCUUUUAUAGUCUAUGAGUUUAAACAAUAGUAGCCCAUUGCCGAAAUCAUCAUCACUUCCAACCAUCGCGAAUUAUCCUUCAUUAACUCCUCCUUCGAGAUCUGGGACCGCCGAUAUUAGCUCUAACGGCAAUGUCAGUAAUUACAAUUUGCAGGAAACACUCUAUAGAAAGGUUGCAGACAGAUUACAGCAGCAUAAUUUAUCAGUGUCCGGCGAGAUGGAUAAAUUAUUACUUCAAAACCGAUUAUUAAAUGAGGGAGAAUUGAAUAUUGAAAACGAAUAUAGGGCCUUGAGUGACAUUAAGGAACGCUUG